Rhinolophus ferrumequinum (greater horseshoe bat) is the source of this 8531-nucleotide messenger RNA. RefSeq names its product microtubule associated protein 4 (gene MAP4). Gene Ontology annotation, cellular component: neuron projection. NCBI's taxonomy places the organism in Eukaryota, Metazoa, Chordata, Mammalia, Chiroptera, Rhinolophidae. The record is from RefSeq and is a predicted model, not a curated record. Gene Ontology annotation, biological process: microtubule cytoskeleton organization; neuron projection development. The coding region runs from base 20 to 6568 and encodes 2182 amino acids. Gene Ontology annotation, molecular function: microtubule binding. The transcript is spliced from 18 exons.
GCAGUUGCAGUGGUGCGGAAUGGCUGACCUCAGUCUUGCAGACGCGUUAACAGAACCGCCUCCAGAAAUUGAGGGAGAGAUUAAACGCGACUUCAUUGCCACACUGGAGGCAGAGGCCUAUGAUGACGUUGUGGGAGAAACUGUUGGAAAAACAGACUACAUUCCUCUCCUGGAUGUUGAUGAGAAGACUGGGAAUUCGGAGUCAAAGAAGAAACCAUGCCCAGAUACUAGCCAGGGUGAAGGUACCCCAUCUUCUAAACCAGCAGCGCUAGCCAAUGGUGAUCAUGGAAUAAAAGGGAAUGACACGCCAGGGUUUCCGACUGAAUUCCUUGAAGAGAAAGUGGCCUACCAGGGAUAUCACAACAGCCAGAACUGGCCAGAAAAUACAAACUUUUGCUUCGAACCCGAGCAAGUAGUGAAUCCUGUGCAGACUGAUCCCUUUAAGAUGCACCACAGUGACGGCCUGGAAGAUUUGCUCUUUUUCCCCAGUGGAACAGCCAAUGCUUCAGCAUUUACAGAGCAGAGUGAUCCCCUGAAAGACAGUUAUGGUCUGUUUUCUUGUGACACAUUUGCUCCUGCAGCUGUUGUACCUCAGGGGUGGCCUGUGGAAGCCCCAAACUCUCCGCACGCAGGAGUCUUCAUUUCCCCAGAGGCCACACAACCUGUACAGCCCACAGCAGAGCCAGCCGAGGUGGUAGAAAUGGCAUCAUCAGAAGAAAGGGCACCAGCAAAAGCAUUGGAAAUAACGAUGGGACUGAAGGCUGAUGACAUGGCACCGUUUAAAGAGACAGAGAUGGCCGUGGCCAAGGACAUGGCACCUGCCACAAACACAGAGGUGGCAUUGGCUAAAGACGUGGAACUAUCUACCAAAGAAGAUGUGGCACUUGCCAAGGACGUGGAAUCAUCCAUCGAAUCAGAUAUGGCCAUAGUCAAGGAUGUGGUAUUACCCAUGGCAACAGAGGAAGCCCCAGCUAAGGACAUCAUGUCACCCCCAGAAACAGAGGAAGCCCCAGCUAAGGACAUCAUGUCACCCCCAGAAACAGAGGAAGCCCCAGCUAAGGAUGGAAUGCUAUUCAAAGAAACAGAGAGGGCACCACCUAUACAAAUGGAUUUGGCCCCAGCAAAGGGCUUGGUAACACCCACAGACAGAGAGAUGGCCCCUGCCAGGGGUGUGGUAUCACUCUCAGAAAUAGAGACGGCACUGGCUAAGGACAUUGGAUCAUCCACAGAAAUAUCCUCAGCCAAGGAGUUGGCCUUGGUCUCAGAAACAGAGGUGGCCCCAGUCAAGGACAUGGCUCUAUCUCCAGGCCCAGAAGUGGCCCUGAUCAAAGACACGGCUCCAGCCCCAGACAUAGAGAUGGCUCUGGGCAAGGAUGUGGCUCCACCUCAAGAAAAAGAGGUGGUGCUGGGCAAGGACAUGGCUUCACCCCCAGAACCAGAGAUGGCCCUGGGCACGGAUGUGCCUCUGUCUCCAGACACAGAAAUUGCGCUGGCUAAGGAGGUUAUACCACCCUCAGAAAGAGAGGUGGCACCCGUUCCGGUUAAGGACGUGAAAGCUGGACGGACACAGGAAGAAAUAAGUGAGGAUUCACGGUUAGAAUCUCUGCAGAAUGAGGGGCAUUCAGCUGCACCUACUUCCAUGAUUUCGCCAGAAGCGGUCUCAGCCACGGGCCAGAAGUACAACUUGCCAACAGAUGAAGUGUCUGUGUUAGAGAAACUAGAGCAAAAGAAACCAUUCAGCAGUCAACCUUCUGAGCUUUCUCCUGAGACCACAGGUACCUCUCCCACACAAGUCAAACAAGUGUGCAGACCCAGUGAUCGCAGGGCCGCCCGGCCCAGGCCUGCUAGGGUCCCUCCUGAGCUGCUGGGAGGCUCUUCUUCACGGAUUACUCUCGAUCCCGGGCUGGGCCCCUGCCCUUUAUCAGAGUCGGGUUGGGUCUCUGGUUCACCUUCCUGUGGUGAGCCUGGGAACCAAAGGAAAACUAUUCAUGGCGACUUCCUGGAGUCCCAGAGGGAUCUUGGCAGGGAGGCCUGGGCUCUAGAAAGCACAGCAAUGAUGAUGAAGAAAAAAAAGAAGAAACCCAAACAAAAAAGAUAUUCUCAACCCCGGGCUGGGGGACCUUGGGAUGAUGACAAUGCAAAAGAGCCUAAAGGUCACCCCUUUGCAGCUGACACACAAAAAUCAGAUGUUCUCCCCAGCCAGUCUACCCCUAUGGGCAUGGAGUAUGGACUGGCAUCCAGAGAAAACCUGAAAAAGGGAUGUGAAGUUGACUCCAGAACAGCCACACCGGUGGCCGAGAACUUUGCCUCAGAAAGUCUUAGUGUUCCUUUGUGUCCUUUGGAAGAACCCCUGAAAACUGCAAUACGUUCUCAGCCCAAGCUGACAGUAGAGGCAGAGGACAGAGGUCACAAGACAGGACCGCAGAGCCAAGAUAGGAAAUUGAUGCAGCAAGGUGAAUACGCUCCUGCAGAGAAAGGCCAGGCCAGAGGCUCUCUCAAACUGAAAGGGCCCCUGACGGAAGUUUCUGCACACGGAGUAGAAAGCCCUUUGGAGAUCAGACCCAAAGAGGGUUGCGUUCCUGUCUUGGACCAAGAGGCUGUGGCAGGAGUUUCAAAACCCAGAGCAGCAAAAGAACUGUCUAAUUCGAUACCCACUUUGACAGCAAGUAAUCCGUUAGAAAGUAGUCUGAAAGAAGGGAAUGAUGAAAGGAAAAUGACUAACCUGCAGCAUGAACGUGCUGGAGAGGUUAAAGAACUGAAAAAGGAAGACUUUCCCAAACCAAGACAAGAGCUGAGGAUCUCAGCUUCCCAGCAGCUGCAGGACAAGGAGGUAGCUCCGAUUCCUGGGCCGGGAAAUGAACCAUUUAAGAGAAUGGCAAGUGAUGGCAAAAGCAGGAAGGGAGGGGGAAGUUCUGGGAAAGUGAGAGCAAGUUCUGGGAAGGUAAGAGCCAGGCCUGAGCAGCUGUUCCUUCCAGACAACCAGGAGGAUGGCAGGGCUGUCUUUGGGCCUAGUGAGCCAGCCACUACCACCGGAAUAAUGAAUGCCGGGGGUACGAGUGAGGAGCUGAGGCUGGAUCCUUCAAAGCAACCGGGGAGCACGGCUGAUCUCCCUAAGGCAGUGGUGAGGGGGGAGCCUAAGGGGAUGACUGACCCUAGUGUGGUGAGCACCUUGCAGGCAUUGAUUCCUCUGGGGAAUGAGUCGGGCGUGGCUCAGACUUCCAGUAGUAGAACAGAAAGAGGAGCCGUGGCCAUAGAUCUGGGUGUCAGUAACCAGGGCAAGGAAGGAAGGUGUCCUUGGAUGGAUCGUGAGGCAGCUCCCUGGAUUUCUGAAAAGCCUAAAAAAAGAGGUAAUGAAGGCAAAAACAAAAAGGUUAAAAAUGAUUAUUCCACACAGCCAGCUAGGAUGGAGAGCAAGGAAGAAACCCUCAGCCCGCCCUUUGUAGGGAAGGGUGGAGGGGCUGGUGGCACUCCCCAUCAAAACAAGGAGUUAGGGCUCACGUUCCCCGUUAAUCAUGAGCCUGUGUUCUCACAUACAUCAGAUACCCCCACAGUGGAAAUAGUUGACCGAAAGGGUAAAAAUGUUGAGGUUAAUUCUUUUGAACUUGGGGCUCUUGGUGAAAACAAAAACACAGUCAAGGAUUCUGCUGUUACUGGAACAGCUACCAAGGUGACAGAUGUGAGCUGCCAAGACCAAACCCAGGGGCCAGGAUUUGUUCCUUCAGUACUGCCUGAGGAGUGUAAGACAGAUGCAGCCAAGGGACUCACUGCAGUGGCUGACAAACCAAACAAAAGGAGUAAGGAUGGCAAAAGUAAAAAGGUUAAAAGUAGUUUUCCUGAGAAGCACAUUCUGGAGAGUAAGACAGAUGCAACAAAAACACAUGUUGCCCUGGAAGCCACAGGGGUCCACAAAGUUGAAGGCAUGGGCUAUAUGGAUGAAAACAGAAACAUUACCUGCCGCAGAACGCCGUCAGGGGGGAUAAAUAAGUCAGCCCCUCUAGAGGCCCUGGAUUCAGCAGCCUCUGAAAAACCACCCACUCCUACCCCUCAGGUAGCAAAGGAAAGUGAUUCGUUUCCAGACACUUUGGCAGAAAGAAGGCAAGAGACAGCUCCGGUCCAGACUUCCAAAUUAUUAGCAGUAGAUAAUUGCAGCAAAGAUGGAGUCCCAGAUCAAGAAAGACCCUGGGCUCCCUCUGCUAUUACGCCCUCGACAAGCACAGGCGGAAGUGCCCUGACUUUUCCAGCAUCCGUAGAAACAAUUAGUAGUCCUGGAGAUAACCGUGUUAAGAAUAAAGGCGAGCUUGCUGGUCCCAUGAAAAAUGGAGCAGGGGUAGAUGGAGGGCACGUGACAGGGGAACCCGAGUUGGUGCCCAGCGGUGCAUCUAAGCAUUCAGUAGAGAAAAAAGCAGAACUAGCGAAGGGGCACCUUUCUGGAGUGCUGGUAGAAGAGCAGAGCCCACCAAGUGAGGUCAGAGGCCGAGAAGCAUGUGCAGAGAGGAGUCAUCUUACAGCACAGCCAGUAAACAAAAAGGAAGAGUGUGAGGAGGGGUCUGCUGCAGUGCAAGCGCCCAGUGUACUGGGAGGCGAAGCGCAAAAGCCCCGUUUCUGUGAGGACCAAAAUGCUGAGGGUGGGGCGUCCGGGGGCCCAGCUAGUGUGAAGGACGAGGUGGACAGGACUCUCUUGCCUCCAAAAAGUGAAAAGGACAAGUUGGAAGUAACUCAUCCGUCUUCAGAAAUCACAGAGUUGGAAGAUGUUUCCUUGCCAACAGCAGAACUCCGGUCAGAGUUGUUAGGUGGCGAAGUUGCAGCUACCCCUUCGAGGGUGGUAGAUAAGUUAGUAGCGACAGCCUCCAAGGUUCUUCAACUCCCAGACCCCAAAGAAAGGCUCUCUGAGGCCCCUGAGAACAUGACGGAAAAACUUGAACCAAAGGCCCCGGGAGAAGGAAAGAAGGAAGACAAAAACAGAAUGGCAGAAGUGAUGAAAGGCUACAUGAGACCCACCAAGUCCCGAGGACUUCCUCCAUCUUUGCCAAAACCUGCGCCCCAGGACCGAGAGAGAUCCACGCCCCCCAAGCGCAGCGGAAUAGCCAAGCCAGAAGAAGGACGGCCUCCUGUGAGCGUGACCGGAAAUGACAUCACCACCCCUCCAAACAAGGAGCUCCCACCAAGCCCAGAGAAGAAAACGAAGGUAGUUGCCAGAAUGCCUUUGGCCACAACUCAGCCUGCAAAGACUUCAACAUCGAAAGCCAAAACACAGCCCACUUCUCUCCCUAAGCAGCCAGCUCCCACCACUUUUGGUGGGUCGACUAAAAAACCCAUGAGCCUUGCUUCAGGCUCGGUACCAGCUGCCCCGCCCAAACGCCCUGCUGCCGCCACUGCCCGGCCCUCCAUCUCACCUUCAAAAGAUGUGAAGUCCAAGCCUAUUGCAGAGGCAAAGAUUCCUGAGAAGAAGGCCACGCCCACCAAGCCGGCCACGCCCUCCAAGCUGUCGGCCUCUGCCCCGGCCUUCAGGCCUGGCUCCAAGAGCACCCAGACUGUUCCAAAAGCCACAAAAGCGACAGCAGCUGCCUCUCUUGCCUCAGCUGGACCAAGCAGUAGGAGCAGCUCCAUGGCUCUGCCGAAGAAGCCCGCAGGGGUCAAGACUGAGGGAAAACCUACAGACGUCAAGAAGACAGUUACAAAGUCUGCGUCAGCUGACUUGAGUCGCUCAAAGAGCACCUCCAGCAAUGCCAUGAAGAAAAACGCCCCUGUCCCUGGGGCAGCCCCCCCAGCAGGCACGGUGCCCAGUCGAGUGAAGCCCACACCCACGUCUCCCCGGCCCUCCGGGACUUCUGCCGUGGACAAGAAGGCCACGUCAGCCAGGCCCACCUCCUCGGCCCCCAGGCUGAGCCGCCCACCUACCAGCACUUCUGCCCCUGAUCUGAAGAACGUUCGCGCCAAGGUUGGCUCCACGGAAAACAUCAAGCAUCAGCCUGGAGGAGGCCGGGCCAAAGUAGAGGAAAAAACAGAGGCAGCUGCUGCAGCUCGAAAGCCUGAACCCAGUGCAGUCACUAAAACACCUGGCCCAGGUGCGAAUGUGCAGAAACCGCCUGCGGGGAAAGUCCAGAUAGUCUCCAAAAAACUGAACUACAGCCAUAUUCAGUCCAAGUGUGGUUCCAAGGACAAUAUUAAGCAUGUCCCUGGAGGUGGUAAUGUUCAGAUUCAGAACAAGAAAGUGGAUAUCUCGAAGGUCUCCGCCAAGUGUGGGUCUAAGGCUAACAUCAAGCACAAGCCUGGUGGAGGAGACGUCAAGAUUGAAAGUCAGAAGUUGAACUUCAAAGAGAAGGCCCAGGCGAAGGUCGGGUCCCUGGAUAACGUGGGCCACCUGCCUGCGGGAGGCGCCGUGAAGAUUGAGACCUACAGGCUGACGUUCCGGGCAAAUGCCAGGGCCCGCACCGACCACGGGGCCGACAUUGUCUCCCGCCCCCCCUACUUCCCUGGUGGCCCCAGCUCGGGCCCCCGGGCCCUUGGGCUGCUCAUUAGACCUGUGACCGCUGGGGUGUUGGGCAGCCCUCUGGGGCCCUCCCUCUAGGGCCCGCGCAACCCCCCUCCCUCGCCCCCCCGCCCAUGUCGCUUGCCCAGGGCAGCAGCAGUCGUCCCCACACCUUUCACUCCCUGCCCCAAGCCCAGUCCUUGCGUUGCUCCUGUCCCAUCGUCGCAUCCCUGCUCCAGGGAAGGGUCUGGGGGGUGUGGGGUGGGAGAAGGGGGGAGGCUAACCUGGGGUCUGGGGCGUCUGAGCGAGGGGACUAGAUUCUAACUUCCUCUUUGUUUGGGUAUUUUUGGACCAAGCCCAAGAGAAACUGACAUACCCCCCCUCCUUGCUGGGUCCACCUGGAGGGCAGAGUGGGACGUCCACGUGAUGGCCUGGCCCUGACUGCGUCCCCUGGAGCCGCUAAGCCACUGCCUCUCCCUUUAACCCCACAAUGGUGCCCACCAUGUGGGUGGUGCCAGAUGCCUCUUGCCACCCUGCCCCACAUUAGUUAGGGGUCAGUGCUGCCUAUCCCCGCUGCUUGCCAUACCUGCCUAGCUGCUGUCAUACUUUUCUUGUUUUAUCCCUUUCUUUUUAAUAACCUAAAAACUGGUGGAGUAGUUUUGCAGGUUGAAGUCAUGUCUAAAUGAAAGUCCUCGGCAGGUGUUGAAGGAAACGGGGGGGGGGUGGGGGCAGAGAUCCUUAAGCUCCAGCCUGGAGCUCAGGCACUGGGGGCUGCCCCGGAGGGGUUAGCUCGGGCCCUGGAGGUGGCGUGGGCAGGGCAGUGAUGUGUGGGGACAGGCCUGGUGAGCAGGCCGGGCACGCUAGGGGCUGCUCAGUGUGGACUGGUGGUUCUGGCAUUUGGUGUGUAUGCUGCUUUUCUUUUCUAACCAAGAGGCUGGUUUUGGCAUCUCUGUCUCAUUCCUGGGAUCUGGUGGAAGAUACAAGGUCAGGGCUGGGAAGGGCCACGGAGGUCCAAAUCCUGCAUGCUUGCAGGCCUAGAGCACUUUGCCCUUCGCUGCCAGGGAGCCUGAGAGGUCCAGAAGUCAUGCGGAGAGUGGGGAAUCAGGUCCGGAGAUUGAAAAUAAAGGCAUGAGACUGAGGCCAUCCCAUGUCCCUGAGAGCCUGACUGGGGAGCGGGAGGGGAGGCGAGGCCGGCCUAUGGAGGGGUGUCCCAGUUAGUUAGGCCCGCUCUUGGGGUUGCUGCCAUGAGAAAUCCCGGGAAUCGUAUUGGCAUGAAGAUCUUACUGCACUUGUAUUUUUUGUAUUAAAGUUUGCAUGGUUUCUAAUAAAGGAUUAAAACCUACCGGUUUGUAGUGACGUGGCCUGAGUGGAGGCCCCUCUGGAAGCACUUUCUGCAGUGUGGACAUUGCCCCUCACCCUCUGCUCCUGUCCCCACAGCUGAGAAGGUAGGGGCUGGUGACAUAGGUUCAGGUUUGAUCUCCAUGCAGAUGGGAGCAACUGGGGGGGGGCAGGUCUCCCCAUUUCUGAGGUAGCAUUUCAAUGCUGGGGAGGUUUGCCACAACCCCAGCUCCGAGCACACACCAGGAAGUUGCAGGUCUCAUGGAGAAAGUGCUUCCGGCGCAAGACUGUCUUCAGGAUGGGAGCUCAGGGCACCCUUGUCCUGUCAGCAAGAGGGGCGAGAUGAAGCUGUGGGGGUGGGGCGCGAGGCACCACGGGUGACGUGCAGCGGUACCUGUGCCCUCCCUGUCACCCUGGGCCAGAAGGAUGCUGUGGCUGACAGGCUCCUGGUCCUGUCACUCCUGCAGCCAGCGGUUGGGGUGGGCGUGAGCCAAGCAGAGCUAGCUCUCUGGUGGCCUGGUCACAGCUCCCUCGAUCUGGAGGCUGAGGCGGCUGCCCUGUCAGAUGAGGCCCGGAGGCCCAUGUGCUGUGUCCACUCUGUGGCCACCUGGGGAUGGGACAUGGAUUUCUGUACUGCCCGAUUCGCUUCCGGUUCAGCCACUACCCGUGUCAGUCUGAUUCUGUUGUAACGAUUUCAAGAGUAAAUAAAGCUCGUGCCCUCCCA